Carassius gibelio (silver crucian carp) is the source of this 2874-nucleotide messenger RNA. RefSeq names its product anoctamin-9-like. Gene Ontology annotation, molecular function: protein dimerization activity; chloride channel activity. Gene Ontology annotation, biological process: chloride transmembrane transport. Bases 215 to 2656 code for a protein of 813 amino acids. The transcript has 24 exons. Lineage: Eukaryota; Metazoa; Chordata; Actinopteri; Cypriniformes; Cyprinidae. The record is from RefSeq and is a predicted model, not a curated record. Gene Ontology annotation, cellular component: plasma membrane.
UUCGUGACGUCACGACCGAGUGAUCCGGCCGCAUUCCUCGGCUUUAGUGUCAGUGAAGCCAACAAUAGCCGUUUAGUUCCUUGUCACAGCACGGAAGUCAGUCUGAGUUUCGCAUUCAUCUUCUGUGUGAACGCUCAGCUCUGUAAUGGCGAACGAGUAAAGAUUCGUCUGGACGUGAAUCCGGCGCAGCUGUCACACACCUGGACCGAAGAAGAUGAACCGGACACUGAGCCCCCGGAGACAGGGGAGCAUCGACUUUUUGGAAACCUUCGGAGUUGUGAAUGAGAAUGGCAUUGAAAUCCCUCCAAUGCCCCCAGUGCAUCCUCCUCUGACCUUCGAUUAUGUUCUAGUGGCAAAAAUCUCAGAGGACGAGAACAGCCACAUCUUCAGAAAGCAGUCAGCUUUCAUUGACAAACUAAAGAAGAAGAAAUUAAAAGUAUAUAAACUUGGAGAUGAUGAUGACAGGGUGUUUUAUUGCAUCCGAGCCCCACACAAUAUUUUCGAGACUUACCGGUAUCUCCUGAAAGUGUCUGACGCCUGUAACUGGAGCUGUGAGCAGCAGGGAACCAUACCUCAGUCGACCAGGAUUCGUAUCGUUGACUUCAUUCUGAAUCACACAUGCAUUGAAUCAGAUGGUGUUUCAGAAUAUCUGCCAGAUCUCAUGAAAAAAAAUGUUUUCGAGACUCACUUUUGUUUACACGAGAAAAGGGAGCAAAAGGAAUUGAAGCAGAGCUGGGCUCGAUGGUCUGCUUGUUUCAAAGGGCAACCCAUAACUAACGUCAGGAACUACCUCGGUGAGAAGGUGGCUCUGUAUUUCCUGUGGCUGGGCUGGUACACAUUUCUCCUGAUUCCUGCUUCUCUUAUUGGUGUCAUUGUGUUCCUGUACGGCUUAGCUUUUUACAACUCAAGUCCUCUCAUAAAAGAGGUGUGCCAGUCAAAUGUAAUAAUGUGCCCUCUGUGUGAUAAAACAUGCCGAGUGUGGGAGCUCUCUGACACCUGCAUGUAUGCAAAGGUGAGCCUUCUGUUUGAUAAUGAGGGAACAGUGGCGUUCGCCAUGUUCAUGGCAGUGUGGGCUACUGUGUUUCUGGAGUUCUGGAAGCGUCACAGAUCCUCUUACGUGUGCGCAUGGAAGGUCUUUGACUGGUGUGAGGAAGAGGAGGAGCUGAUUCUGGAGAUUGUAAAUAAUGCACAGUGUGAACCCAAGAUGCACAGGCACUCUUAUCUGCGCUCCACUAUAGUACUGGUUUUAGUCACUCUCAUGUUGCUGGUCAUCAUCGGGCUGACUCAUGUCCUGGUUGUGUGUCGAGUGAUCGCUACUGUGCUUCUGGCCGAAAACAGUUCUUGGAAUGUCAUUACUGAGAAUUCACAAACAGUUGCUGUGAUGCUCGGAGCCGUGCUCCACUACAUCACCAUCACCGUCAUGACUCGGGUCAAUUGUACAGUAGCUAUGAAACUGAGUGAAAUAGAGAAUAAGCACUCCCAUGCUGCCAUUGAAAGGAGUUUCACAGUCAAGAUGUUCACGUUCCAGUUCUUUACCAUGUUCUCCUCUCUCAUAUACACAGCGUUCUUUCUGGGAAGGAUCAAUGGUCAUCCUGGAGGGUAUGUGAGGAUAUCUGGCAUAUGGAGACUGGAAGAGUGUCACCCAAGUGGCUGUCUCACAGAUUUGUUCAUUCAGAUGUCUGUUAUCAUGGUACUUAAACAGACCUUCAACAAUAUCUUUGAAUAUUCUGGUCCCUGGUUUAAUCGGUGGUUGAAGAGGAAAAAGACCCAUAAAUUCAGGAGAAGGUGUUUCAAAUGCUAUAAGAAGGAGUGUAUGUAUGCCAAGGAAGGAUCUGAACUCUGUGAGAACUGCAAACUCGAAGAAAUCCACAGAAACUACAGCCUGAUUAAAACCGAUCGCUUCAGCCUCUUUAAUGAGUUCUUGGAAAUGGUGAUCCAGUUCAGUUUCACUACCAUCUUUGUAGCUGCAUUUCCUUUGGCUCCAUUGUUGGCUCUUCUAAACAACAUCAUUGAGAUCCGACUGGAUGCCAUUAAGAUGGUCAGCCUUGAGCGCAGACUAGUGCCAACGAAGGUCAGUGAUAUUGGUGUUUGGACGGAUGUGCUGGAGGUGAUCGGUGUGCUUGCAGUCAUUGCUAAUGGUCUGGUCAUUGGUAUAUCCUCUGAUUUUAUUCCACGACUGGUUUACCAGUACUUCUAUGGGCCUUGUGCCAGCGGCAGUGCUACUGGCAUCGAUUGUAUGGCUGGAUACAUAAACAACACUCUGUCCAUUGCUAAUAUAAGUGACGAGAGAGUCAGGGAUGAUUUCAGAAGUGUUCAAAUGGUCACUUACAGUGGCAUAAAUGUGACACACUGCAGCUACAGAGACUACAGAAGUAAUGAAGACUUUAGUUUAACGAACCAGUUUUGGGUCAUUCUGGCAGCACGAUUAGUCUUCAUCAUUCUGUUUGAGCAUGUGGUGGUGAUGUUUAAGUGUGUAGCGAGCUGGUUUGUCCCCAGCUCACCACUGGAUGUGAGAAAUGAAAGACUGUAUGAUAAACUCAGGAGACUUAAGGAAGAACUGAGAGCUCAAAAGGACACUUUGACCAAACUAAAUGAGAAUGGCAAUGCAAAAAGAACAUCAAAACAGAAAAAAGCAAAUAAGCGAAAUAGUAUGUGAGCCAACCAGAUUCUCCUGCACACAGUUGUUAGGUCCUCAUUCUAGAAGACUAUGAUUGUUGUUAAUUACCUUAGUUUGAUUAUUUCAUCUCAGUUUGUGGAUUAACGACUGCUUGAUAAAUCAGUUUUGUUUAUCAUGUAUAAAUAUGUAUACAAUAUUGUUCAAAAGUUUUAGAAGUUGUAUUUUUUUGAAAAUAAAUAUAUUGUGCUCAACAAAGC